Messenger RNA from Peronospora matthiolae, 207 nucleotides. The record is from the annotation of a GenBank genome assembly. NCBI's taxonomy places the organism in Eukaryota, Oomycota, Peronosporomycetes, Peronosporales, Peronosporaceae.
AUGGAUGAACAGCUGACUCAACCUGCUGUCCACCUUCCUCCAGAUGUGCCCGGGUGCAAGACGACAACGUCACUGUCGAGGACAAUCGCGUGUGGACAGCACCCGUUCCUUGAGCACGUCGUUGAGCGACGCACGAAAGACGUCCAGCGACGUUCAGAGGAACGCCUUCGUCAGCACCACAUGGACGAACCACUUGAGCUCCGCUAG